GUGCCACAAGAAAAUAUCGUGUUAGUUGAACACAGAACGUUCAAACAGUUUCAUGCCAAAUUGUUGCUCUCCAUUCGUUAUAACGUAUUACACUUAAACUACAUUUACAAAUUCCCAAAAUAUACAAUUUACUAUUAACUUUUAAAAUUUAUCAAGUUAUUUUUAUCAUUCCUCAACAUAGUAUCACAUUUUACCGCCGUUUUGUAUCACAAAAAUACUCAACUAUUCGUUAUUUUCAAUAUUUCUUUUUUUACAAAUAAGUAUUUCGUCAUUUGUUAUUUUUAAAUAUACAUUAUGUUAAAUAUAAUAUUAUUAAAAAAAUUUUAUCAACAAAUAAAUAAAUAAAUAAAAAUAAAAAAACAACAUUACUGUGAUUAAAUUUAAUAAUAAAUUAACAAAGCAUUUAUUACAACAAUGUAAAUAGUGAAAAUACAUAUUAAAUUAGUUAAUUGUGAAACAAAAAAAAAAUAUAUCUAGUGUAUUUAUAAAAAAAUUUAAUAAUUAAUAUUUUAUUUAGUAAAAAAACAGUUGAGACAAUUUGAUGUUAUAAAAUUAAAUAAUUAAAAGCAAUCUUGUGUACGUGAUGAGCAAUAAGUCAACAUUAUCAUCCUCAUCAUCUUCAUCCUCAUCGUCAUCAUCAACAACAUCAUCAUCAAGACAGAUAAUAUUAACUGACAAAAAUAAAUCAUCAAAGUUAAAUUUACGUCAAAAAAAAAAUCACCUAUCAAUUGUAAAAAAAGAAAUAAUUGUUGAAGAUGAAAUUAAGGAAUAUGCUGUAAAUGCAAUGAGUGAACUUCUUGGAUGGUACGGUUAUGAAAAAGUUGACAGUGGUUGUACACAAGAUUUAAAUCUUGAUCAUUUUUCACCACUGUCAAAUAUUAAAAAACCAAUAAACACAAUAAGAUAUAAAGAUGUUAAAAAUAUAAAAAAUAAUAUAUUAAUUAAUAGUAAAAAAUUAAUUAAUAAUACAAAAUCAUCAACAGACAGUAUUUCAAUAAUUCCAUCAAAUAAAAAUGAUAAAUUUUUCAUGGAACAUUUAUCAACAAUUACCACAACAUCAACAAGUCCAAGAAUACCUGAUAAUGGUGAUUCAGCUUCUGAUACACCAGACUCGAGUUCGAUGGCAUGUACCACAUGUGGACGUACUGGUACAUGGGAGCCUGGAAGUGCAUCAAGUAGUUCAAUAUCAUUUGAUGGUUUAAAUAAUUCUGGACGUUUUUGUAGUGAAGCUUGUUUUGCUGCUGGUAGACGUGCUGCAUUUAAAAGAGCAAGAACUUGUGAUUGGUGUAGACACGUUCGACAUUCCGUUAGUUAUGUUGAUUUUCAGGAUGGUGAAAGUCAGCUACAAUUUUGCAGUGAUAAAUGUUUAAAUCAAUAUAAAAUGAAUAUUUUUUGUCAUGAAACACAAACUCAUUUGGCACUUCAUGGUUCUAAUACAUCAAUACCAAUUGUCAUUGGUAAUAUUAAUAAUGAAACAACUGGUAGUGGUGGUGGUUUAAUAACACCAGAAUUAUGGAUGAGAGAUUGUCGUUCACCAGGAUCAUUACAAGAUGAAACAGAAGAUGAUGAAGCACUUAUUGUUGAUGAUGAACCACCAACAAGUUGUAAUGAAGCUGAUAUUGAUAUUGAUACUGAUGGACAUGAUUCAAUUUAUCAAGAUGACAUUAAUAAAAUUAAUCAUAAAAAAACAAUUAUUGAUAUUGAAAAUGAAAAUGUUGAAAAUGCUAUUAAAGAAUCAUUAGCUGAAGAUAAACAAAGAAAGUCAUUAGAAUAUAAAAAUAUAUUAUAUAAAAAAAAUCAUAAAAAAUACCAAAGUUUAUUGGAAAAUAAAAUUAAUAAUAAUUAUUCAGAUAAAAACAUAAAAACAAAUACAUCAUUUCCAAGUAUACAAGUACGUGAUGUAAGAAAAAUGUUAAAUAAUGAUAAAAAAAAUGAUGAAAAAUUAUAUUUAUUAAAUGAUCUAAAUGAUAAUAAUAACAAAAAUAAAAAUUGGUUUAAUAAAAAAACAAAAAUUGAUUAUAUUGAAUCAAAAAAAAUUUAUGAUAAUUUAACAAAUUUUCAUAAUAAUACAAAAACAUCAAUCAUUUCAGAAAAUAUAAUGGGUCCACCAUCAUAUAAUUAUUAUCAUAAAAAAAAACAACAAUUAUCAAAUGAUAAUAAUCAACAUUUAUUACCACCUGUAACUGUUUUAGUUCCAUAUCCAAUUCCGAUUCCAAUUCCAAUACCAAUACCAAUACCAAUACCAAUUCCAAUAUCAUCAUUAAAAAGCUUUUUUGACAAUAAAAAAAAAGACAUAAAUAAUGAAAAUUUAAUUGUUAAUGAUAAUAAUAACAUUGAAAGUCCUCAAGAUCUUUCAAAACGUAAAAAUUACGAUACAAUUAAUCACGAAAAAAUAACAAAGAAUGAUGAUAAAUUAACAAAUUGUAAAAUUAAAAAUUAUCCAGUAUCAAGAUCAAGUAUUUCAACGGUAUCAUUAUCACCAGCUUUGUCAACAAAAUCAAGUAAAGAUACACAUGAUCAUGAUGAUGACGAUAAUGUCAAUGAUGGUGAUGAUGACAAUGACGAUGAUAGCAAUAAAAGACAAGGUAUUAUUAGAUCACUCAGAAAACGUAGACAUCAAAUACAUGAUAGCAAUGAUAAUAAUAAUAUCAAAAUUAAAAAAAGAAAUAAAUUUGUUUAUGUUUAAUUAUAUUAUACCAAUAGUGAUAUCUUUUUUUUUUUUUUUUUGAUUAAAAAUUAUUUAUAUCUUGAUGUUUGUUAUUUUUAAAAAUUAAAUAUUUUUAAUUGUUUUAAUUACAGUGCUGGUGCCUAAUUAUUUUAUUUUUUUUUUGUUUUAAAAACAGUGAAAUAUUUGUGUAAAAUUUUAUCAAAAUAAAAAGCUGAAUAAAAAUAAUGUAUUUGUUUUUUUUUUUUUUUAAAUAAAAAUAAUUUUUAUUUGUGACUGAAUGUUUAUUUAAAAAAAAAUAAAAAUGAUUCAUUGAUUAUAAAUAUCCCAUAGUGAAAUUGUGCCAUCUUUUCCAGUUGCAGCCAUUAAAUUUUUAUUAUUGUAAGCUUGAAUUUUAUCAACUGAAUAUGUUAUAUCAAAAAUAGUUGAUCUAUGUUGAUCAAGAACAACUAAUGGUCUUAA
Molecule: messenger RNA, 3127 nt
Organism: Aphidius gifuensis
Lineage: Eukaryota; Metazoa; Arthropoda; Insecta; Hymenoptera; Braconidae
Gene: Sobp
Product: sine oculis-binding protein homolog A
Exons: 4
Coding region: 584-2686 (700 amino acids)
Biological process (GO): animal organ development
Cellular component (GO): nucleus
Source: RefSeq, a predicted model, not a curated record